UAUUUGUCGGGAUCUGGACCAGUCACAGCCUCCAUUCUCUCUCUCCCUCUGCCAGCUGCACCAACACGGAGCGCUGUUUUUCUGUUCUUUUUUUUUUCCUGCAGCUGAGUGUGACGAGACAGAAACAGACGAAUGCAUGCAUCAGCGCUGCAGCCCACGAACCGACGUGCUGCUCACAUGUGAGGGCAUCGCAGGCCGGUUGAAGGAGGACUUGGUGCCACCCUAAUUGAACGCUGAACACGUGCCUCCGACUGUGUGACGAGAGCCAUGACGGCCAUAAACGCACCACGAGACAAAUACAAUGCAGUCUGGAUCAUCUUUUUCAUCCUGGGCUUGGGAACCCUCUUACCGUGGAAUUUCUUCAUGACGGCAACAAUGUACUUCACCGAAAGACUGAAAGACCCGCCCUCCGACAUCGCCACCAAUCAGACGAGUAACACGACUUUGGAAGGCGCCGACACUCGCAACGUGUUGGAAUCGAAAUUCAACAACGUGAUGACGCUGUGCGCCAUGGUGCCUCUGCUGAUCUUCACCUGCCUCAACUCCUUCAUCCACCAGAGGAUUCCUCAGAAGCUGCGAAUUUCGGGCAGCUUGACGGUGAUCUUUGUGGUCUUCCUGGUGACAGCGGUGCUCGUCAAAGUGGACGUGGCCCCGCUGCCCUUCUUCACCAUCACCAUGAUCAAAAUCGUCUGCAUCAACUCGUUCGGGGCGAUUCUUCAGGGCAGUCUGUUCGGGCUGGCAGGGAUUCUACCCGCCUCCUACACCACUCCCAUCAUGAGCGGACAGGGCCUGGCCGGCGCCUUCGCUGCUUUCUCCAUGAUCUGCGCUCUGGCCUCUGGAUCCAGACUUCAGGACAGUGCUUUUGGUUAUUUCAUCACAGCCUGUGCUGUUAUUCUCCUGGCUAUAAGUUCCUACGUCAUUCUGCCCAAGAUGGAGUUCUUCCGGUACUACAUAGAGAGUAAUGGAUCCAGACCAUCUGCUGAUGAGGAGAACAAGAUGGAUUUACUUAAAAAAGAAAGUGCAGAGAAGCGACCAGUGGUGAAUCUGAUGGAGGAUGAGGCCAAACCCAGCGUGUCCGUGUUCAACAUCUUCAAACAGAUCUGGGUGAUGGCUUUGUCAGUGUGCUUCAUCUUCACCGUCACCAUCGGAACUUUCCCAGCCGUCACCGUAGAGGUCAAGUCCACAGUAGCAAACGGAGGCGCCUGGGACACUUACUUCAUCCCUGUGUCAUGUUUCCUUCUCUUCAACCUGAUGGACUGGGCUGGCAGGAGUCUGACGGCCCUCUGCAUGUGGCCGGGUAAAGACAGCAUCUGGCUUCCUGUCCUGGUGGGUCUGCGGGUCGUCUUCAUCCCUCUCUUCAUGCUCUGCAACGUUCAGCCUCGCCACCUCCUCCCGGUGUGGUUUCAUCACGACGCCUGGUACAUCGUCUUCAUGAUCUUCUUCUCCUUCUCCAACGGAUACCUGGCCAGCCUCUGCAUGUGCUUCGGCCCCAAGAAGGUGGCUCAGCACGAGGCAGAGACGGCGGGCGCCAUCAUGGCCUUCUUCCUAUCCCUCGGCUUGGCGCUCGGAGCCGCCGUCUCCUUCGCUUUCCGGGCCAUGAUCUAAAGCAUCCCGUAGAACCUUCAGUAGACGUAGAUUCGACCUCCACACCCUCCGACAACCUCCUCCGACAUACCAGAGAGGAGCCAGAACAGCCGACCAGAAGAAUGGGGAACUUCAGUCUUCCACAAAUUUUAUUUUCCUACAAACUCAGCAGCACGAGGCGUCAACUUGUGCUUCUCCUGUUUGCCGGGGAUGCUGUUAAUCGAUCAGACAGCUUGAUUGAGUGCAGAUCAAAACCAAAAGUGUUAAGUCAGUCGUAAUGCAAGAGAGAGCAAUAAUUAUUCAAGGUGUGUUUAACGAAGACGACCAGAGAGUUACAGCCUCAUUCAUAAAAUGUCUUCCUCACAAAAUUCUACUAAAUAGUAACGUUAGAUAGCAAUAACGCUUUUAUCACUAAAGUGCUUACCUUUCUUUGGAGCCAUCAAAUUCUUAGACUCCUAUAAAACAUUUUUGUAAAUAGUCUAAAACACAUUUUUAUAAAUUAGGCUUUUAAAUGCCGCCGUUUGAGUUUAAUUUGAACGCUGUGAUCGUUAAGUGUUUUUUUUUUUUGCACAUCAGACAUGAAACGCGAAUCGCUCUGGACUGCUGCAGGUUUUUUAAUCUGAUUAAGCCAAAUACACAAAGACAACGUGGGAAAAAGAUGAACUUUGAAGGGAAGUCAUGACCCAUCAGACGGCCAACAAAGCGCCCCGCCGCCCCUCUCUGCUUUCACUGUUUUCAUCGGGGUUUUUUUUCAACCUUCUUUGUAACAAAUGGAAGAAGGUAAGGAUGGACUGAAUCCUAAAGACGAAGUUUUAAUCUGUAAACUGUCUGGAAACCUUCCUGCUGAAUCUUCAUGGUCUUAGCGAGCGUUUGUAGUUUUAGUUGAAGUUGUUUGCUUCUGUUUGUCUGAAAACUUCCUGUUCUGCUUCAGUUUGACUCCAACAUCGAGUCGUAUUGUCUGUGGAGGUUUUAGACCACAUGUGAAGUGUUUUCUUUUACUGAUGCUGCGUUUUCCUGAUAAACAUGAUGGAUUUUGCAAGCAUGUAUUUUGAAGGCAACGUAAAUAUGCAAAAAUAUGGAAAAAAGCAGCUGUCAAUGAAAUGAAAUGUGCCAUUGAGAGUGAGUUUUUAAAACCUCAUUCUGUGACUUCAGAAUGAUUUUCUCAAGUUUUAUACCAGGAUCAGUUUUAGGAUGUCUUUGAGUUCACUGUGUAGAUAACAGGCCUGUCAGUGUUAUGUUUUUGUUUAUUUGCAUUGUUGUGGCCUUUUGAUGCUUUUUGUUUUUUAAAGUCUGCUUUAAAUGGACACAUUUUUCAUACCAGUAGCUGUUUACAUCCUAACAGCCUGCUGAUUUUAAAGCACAACGUUGGUCUGUUCUUCUGUACUUUGUGUUUUGGUUCAUAUGGGACAUUCACCGUUAAAAUGUUACUUCAAACUAAAACAGUUCUGGGAUACAAAUAAAUGUGUAUUUUUAAGA
Acanthochromis polyacanthus (spiny chromis) is the source of this 3060-nucleotide messenger RNA. Its product is annotated as equilibrative nucleoside transporter 1-like. The coding region runs from base 268 to 1605 and encodes 445 amino acids. Gene Ontology annotation, biological process: uridine transmembrane transport; nucleoside transmembrane transport. The transcript has 13 exons. Lineage: Eukaryota; Metazoa; Chordata; Actinopteri; Pomacentridae. Gene Ontology annotation, cellular component: plasma membrane. The record is from RefSeq and is a predicted model, not a curated record. Gene Ontology annotation, molecular function: nucleoside transmembrane transporter activity.